GAUAUAUCGUCAUUAAUGCAUCAAGGAUAGAGGUUAGAGUUUUGCAAAUAAUAUUGUAUUCUUUUUCAAUGGUAAAAACAAAUGGAAGACGAAAGUUACGAUGAGGAGGAAGCCGAAGAGAAACUUACUGAAGAAGAGGAAGUCGAAGAGAAGCUUGCUGAAGAAAAAGAUUACGAUGAAGAGGCCCAACCUGAAUACGAAUCAACGAUUUCGUCGGAUGAGGUCGAGCGUGAUACACGCGUGUUGACAUACGCUGAGGCCGGCGAGUGCCUUCACAAUUUAGGAAAAUGUAUCACGCAGUACGAGUACGCCUAUCUCAGCCUGGACGCCUCGAAUCGAGGCCUUACGGAUAUCAACGUGAUAGCAUUCUUCAAACACGUUCGUUAUGUGAACGUAUCGAGGAACAGAUUGACAUCAGAAGCACUACGUGUACUUGAGGCGAUACCAUAUCUGCAGACACUGCAAGCGGAUCGAAAUUGUGUGACUAGUGUGGAAUUAAAGCCAAUGCCCUAUCUACAGGAGCUCACUUUAAACUGGAAUAAGCUAACAGAUACAUCUGGUAUCCAUCAUAAAUCGCUCGAGCGCUUGGAGUUGAACCAUAACAAUAUUCGUACAGUGAAUGUGGAUCCUCAAAUCCUUGUAAACUUGAGGAUUUUGGAGCUACGCGACAAUGCCCUCGUCAGUACUGCAGCCGACCUCUCCCUGGCGGAAUGGGGUCGUAAAGAGAUCACCCUAGCGGAGAAUGAGAUGCCGGGGCUUAUAUCAAUUAGAAAGAAAUAUGGUCCAUCCAAGGUGUUGAAGGGUGCUCGGAUCGCCGGUUGUCUUCACAUGACCGUGCAAACUGCGGUGCUAAUUGAGACCCUGGUGGAACUUGGCGCAGAAGUACAAUGGUCAUCCUGUAACAUAUUUAGCACGCAAGACCACGCAGCAGCGGCGAUAGCGAAAACUGGAGUGCCGGUAUAUGCAUGGAAAGGAGAAACCGAGGAAGAGUAUAUCUGGUGCAUUGAGCAAACCCUUGUGUUCCGGGAUGGUAAACCGUUCAAUUUAAUCCUCGAUGAUGGUGGCGAUCUGACCAAUCUCGUGCAUACAAAAUAUCCGCAAUAUCUCAAGGAAUGUCGCGGCCUGUCCGAGGAGACUACCACUGGUGUACACAAUCUCUAUCGCAUGAUGAAGGAAGGUACACUCAAAGUGCCGGCGAUUAAUGUCAACGACUCCGUCACCAAGAGUAAAUUCGACAAUUUGUACGGAUGCAGGGAAUCAUUGAUAGAUGGUAUCAAGAGAGCGACUGAUAUAAUGAUUGCCGGAAAAGUGUGCGUGGUAGCCGGAUAUGGAGACGUGGGUAAGGGAUCUGCGCAAAGUCUUAGAGCUCUCGGGGGUCGUGUUAUCGUCACAGAAAUUGAUCCCAUCAACGCACUUCAAGCGGCUAUGGAAGGAUACGAGGUAACAACGAUGGAUGAGGCGAGCACGAAGGGCCAGAUAUACGUCACCACUACAGGAUGUAAGGACAUCAUUGUGGAUCGUCACUUCAUGAACAUGCCGAACGACGCUAUCGUCUGCAACAUAGGACACUUUGAUUGUGAGAUUGAUGUCGCGUGGCUAGAAAAGAACGCUGAGAAAAUCAACAUCAAGCCCCAAGUGGACAGAUACUUAUUGAAGAAUGGCAGACAUAUUAUCCUUCUCGCGGAGGGUCGUUUGGUGAACUUGGGUUGCGCGAUGGGCCACCCGAGCUUCGUCAUGAGCAACUCGUUCACAAACCAAGUGCUCGCACAAAUCGAACUCUGGACCAAAUCAAACAAAUAUUCGAUUGGUGUACAUAUGCUGCCGAAGAAGCUGGACGAGGAAGUCGCGGCAUUACAUCUGAAUCACUUGGGGGUGAAAUUAACAACUCUCACGCCAGAACAAGCUAAAUAUUUGGAUACACCUGUGGAAGGUCCUUAUAAACCCGAUCAUUAUCGAUAUUAGUCCCCAUUCGAUAAAAAUUUGUAAAAAAAACAUCACAGUUAAAUUGUUACUGUAAUUAUGAAGUUGGUUUUAUAAGACAUUUAAAACAUUAAAUGUUUUUUUUUCUUUUUCUAUACCGACAACC
This is a messenger RNA of Trachymyrmex septentrionalis, 2086 nucleotides long. RefSeq names its product adenosylhomocysteinase (gene Ahcy). The coding region runs from base 82 to 1962 and encodes 626 amino acids. Gene Ontology annotation, cellular component: cytosol. The transcript is spliced from 8 exons. Gene Ontology annotation, molecular function: adenosylhomocysteinase activity. The record is from RefSeq and is a predicted model, not a curated record. Gene Ontology annotation, biological process: L-methionine cycle. Lineage: Eukaryota; Metazoa; Arthropoda; Insecta; Hymenoptera; Formicidae.